GAAUAACAAACGAAGAAGACCUACUUCCGUUUUGAGGCUCGAGAUGACCGGAAAUAAACAAACGCCCACAAGCUGAGAGGAGGGAAGAAGCGUUAGCUCGGAUAACAGAGCUGCUCCCACUAAUACCCGCGGUCGGUUAUUUGGCAGCUGAGCUCUCGGAGGUCGCCGUCAUGAUGACAACCAAGAGGCUGGACAACUUUGAGGUGGUGUGCGAGUGGGCUUCGUGCAACUUCAAGGGCCGCACCAUGGAGGAGCUGAGCGAUCACAUGUUUCUGCAUCUGAAGGACUACCUGGGAGACAACGACGCCUUGGAGGACCUGGAUGAGUAUGCUUGUCUCUGGAAUGGAUGUGUAUUCCUUUCCAUGGGUAGCCCCGCGGAGCUGGAGGUCCAUGCGUACUUCCACAACUACCACGGUAAGCUCAAGUUUGUCGGGUCACAGCUGCUCAAGUCCCGUCCUGAUCUGCCCAGCUGCAACCAAGGCUUGCACAGCAACAACCUGGUUCCGGAGGGAUCAGAUGGAUACGUUUGCCAGUGGGAGCAUUGUGAUAGCACAUUUAACAAUCCUGAGUGGUUCUACCGACAUGUGGACAAUCAUGUUGAAAGCGCCGAGCCGCAGUCCCUCCCGCAACAAUUGCAGGCUCUCUUCUGCCACUGGACAGGCUGUGAUGCUUUCUUUAAAAUCAAAUACCGCUUAAGGGAGCACAUGCGGAGUCACACUCAGGAGAGACUUGUCGCCUGUCCCACAUGUGGCAGCAUGUUCUCCAGCAACACAAAGCUGUUCGACCACUUGCACAGACAGGCCGAGCCAGUAGAGUCGCUGGUAUGUGAACAUUGUGGCAAAGCUUUUUCCAGCGAGAGGCUUUUGAGGGAUCAUGUGCGUCAGCAUGUGAAUCAGGUAAAGUGUCCCUUCUGUGACAUGACGUGCACCACUUUGGCAGCUUUGAAGAUCCACAUCAGGUUCCGCCACUGUGAUGAGCGGCCAUUCCCGUGCGACUUCUGUGACAAGAGAUUCAAGAACCAGCCCGAUCUACAAAAGCACACCGAGGUUCACAAUGAGGGCGCGGUGUACCACUGCACGGUGGAGGGCUGUGCCUAUUCCUGUCACACAAUCCAGACCAUGAGCCAACACUACAAAAGAGUACACGAGGUCGGGGGGAUGUCCAAAUAUAAAUGCCACAUCUGUGAUAAAGUCUUCUCGUGGUGUUACACUCUCACACUUCACCUUCGCAAGAAGCAUGAGCUGAAAUGGCCUUCUGGACAUUCCCGCUUCAGAUACAGAAAGGAUGUCGACGGCUUCCUCAAAGUAAACAUGGUGCGGUUUGAGACGGUGGAAGUGACCAAGGAGAUCAUGAAGAACAUGGCCAAAAAGCCGCAGAGCCUGCGGAAGAGUCAGAGAACCAGCAUGCGGAACAAGAAGGCCGCCGCGACGCCGGAGAGCGGCCGAAGCUCUCCCGCGGGAUCCUCCUCGCCCUCCUCCAGCUCCUCCUCCUCGUGUUCCUCGGAGCUGUCCGGAGGCGAGGACGCUUCGUCUCAGCCCAGCCCCAGAGGCAGUGACUCGCCCGUCUACUGUGUCAUGAGCACCAUCCCCCACAUUGAGGAGGAGCCGGGAGGAUCAUCUCAGGAGGACUGUGAUGGCGGCGGGACAUCAGGAGCAGUGCAGGCCCUGACGGAGGUUGCGAGGGGCCUGGGCAUGGACGUGGUGUGAUUCCAUCCAUCACAGGAACUAUUUCAGCUGGCUUGCAAUGACAUUGGUUUGCUUCUUCUGGUUUAUUUUGCUGUGAAGCUGCCAGUGGAGACUGGAACCUUUUUAAAAUCAGCUUUGCGUUCUUUGGUGUUUUUUGGAGGGCUGUGACAUUGAAAUGGUUGUGUUUGCACUGGUUUUGGAGACCAUACUUAUGUUAUAGCAUCUCCUGUCUAUGGGGUUCCCUGUCAAUGUUUAUGAUGAAGCUUUCAUGAAAGAGAUGAUUUGGGAGUCAUUAAUGUGCUUUAUUAUAUUAUUUGAUAUUUUCUUGGUGUAGCUUGACAUGGUAAUUUAUACAACAUAAUUGUUAAAAGUUGUUUUGGAAUUUUGCGUAAUUUCAUUGCUACAAACAUUCAAUAUAAUUAAAAUAAUUUUAAUUUAAUAAUUUUUUCUUUCAGUCAAAUUACAAGAAAAUGAUGUAAAAUUUCAUUCCUAGCGUUCUUUAUUAAGAAUAUAUUUGUCUAAUUAAAAGUGUUCUAGUCCAUUA
Molecule: messenger RNA, 2229 nt
Organism: Gasterosteus aculeatus aculeatus (three-spined stickleback)
Lineage: Eukaryota; Metazoa; Chordata; Actinopteri; Perciformes; Gasterosteidae
Product: histone H4 transcription factor
Biological process (GO): regulation of transcription by RNA polymerase II; anatomical structure development
Molecular function (GO): RNA polymerase II cis-regulatory region sequence-specific DNA binding; DNA-binding transcription factor activity, RNA polymerase II-specific
Source: RefSeq, a predicted model, not a curated record